Molecule: messenger RNA, 1548 nt
Organism: Miscanthus lutarioriparius
Lineage: Eukaryota; Viridiplantae; Streptophyta; Magnoliopsida; Poales; Poaceae
Source: the annotation of a GenBank genome assembly
AUGGCAUCUCAGCCAAUACUCUCCAUGCCUGACGAUGCUAGCUACAUGGGGGCAUCUCAGACAAUUCCCCUCAUGCCUCACGAGGCUAACUACAUGGAUGCUGAUUCUCCGCAGGUGUUCGGCGUCCUGAUAAAAAAGAAGAAUCUUCCAACUAUAGUAGACCAGAGACGAUGUAUGUGUGAAGCUCGCAUGAAGAUAAGUCUUACAGAUGGAUUGUACUGCAUCUAUGAGUUUGAGCCUGAACAUAAUCAUAUUCUUGCUACUAGCAGUCAAGUUCAUCAUUUAAGAUCUCAAAGAAGAAUAACAGAAGCACAACUUGCAAGUGUAGAAAAUGCUAAAGCAGUCGUCAUUUCAAAUAAAGCUACCUUUGAUCUCAUGGCAAAAGAAGCAGAGGAGGAUGAUGACUUUAUAAAUGCAUGGAACAAUUUGCUAGACAAGUAUAAGCUACGAAACAAUCAAUGGCUCCAAAGAUUAUUUGAUAAAAGGGAGAAAUGGGCCUUAGCAUAUGGAAGAAAUACAUUUUCUGCUGAUAUGGUUAGCACUCAAAGAAGUGAAAGCAUGAACAAUGAAUUGAAGGGGUAUAUUAGUGUCAAAUAUGACAUACUUACCUUUUUUGAGCACUUUGAAAGGUUAGUGGAAGAUGAAAGAUAUGAGGAGGUAAAAUGUGAUUUCAAGGCAACACAAAGUACACCUAAGUUGAAAUCUGACUUGAGAAUACUAAGGCAUGCAGCAAGAAUUUUUACUCCAGCCAUAUUUAAGGUAUUCCAAGAAGAAGUGAUGCAAACACUGAAUUGUGAUCUGUUCGAUUGUGGUGACAGUAAUGCUGAAAAGGAGUACAAAAUAAAGGUUUAUGGUAAGAGGAAUGAACAUGUCGUGAAGUUUUCUGCAUCUGAAGUUGAAGUGAAGUGUAGCUGCAAAAAGUUCGAAUUUGUUGGAAUCUUAUGCUGCCAUGCGUUGAAGAUACUUGAUAUCAACAAUAUCAAAAAAAUUCCUGAACAAUACGUACUAAAUAGAUGGACAGUUGAUGCAAAAGUAGUUCAUAUAAAGAACAAUUCUGAGAGACAUGAAGAUCCCAAAACAAAGCUAUCAAAACGGAGAAAGGAGUUAUGCAGAAUGUUUGUUCAUUUAGCUACUCGGGCUGCAGAAUCUGAUGAAACAUACUUUAUGGCUGUGAAUAAUGCAGAGAAAUUAGCAGAAGAUGUGGAGAAAGGCCUAAAAAUAAGAGCUGAUUCAGAUGUCGGUACCUUAUCUCAUUCACAAGGUACACAAGAAGAAGACCAAGGUAUAAAACCAAAAGGCUUGAAGGUUAAGGAGAAGGAAAUUCAUGGAUCUGAGAGACCAAUUGGUGGUUUCGAGAAGGCAACAUGGCAGAAAAAGAAAACCAAGAAUGACCCAAUGUCUUCUGGUUCUGCAACAGAAGCAAACACACGACGGAAAAAGAAAGGCAAGAAUGACCCAAAGGUUUAUGGUCCUGCAGUGGAAGUAGAUAAUGUAACAUCUGAGCAACCACACUACACUGACCUGGUACGAGAUUUCUGUUAUAUUUAA